Helobdella robusta is the source of this 1797-nucleotide messenger RNA. RefSeq lists its product as hypothetical. The coding region runs from base 251 to 1786 and encodes 511 amino acids. The record is from RefSeq and is a predicted model, not a curated record. NCBI's taxonomy places the organism in Eukaryota, Metazoa, Annelida, Clitellata, Rhynchobdellida, Glossiphoniidae. The transcript has 6 exons.
GUUUUAAAGUUUUGUAAACGCAUAAGUUUUUUUUAUGUUAAUUUUUAUUAGUUAAUUUUAGGAUUUUUAUGUUCCUAAUUUCAAUAUUUUUAUAUGAUUAAGUUUGUGAAGUAUUUUUGUUUUAGUAAUUCCAUACCGUACCAUUUAUUAUUAUUUAUUUAUUUAAUAAUUAAUUAAAAUAUUUAAUUUCUUAGUUUUAUUUAAUUAAUAUUUAAAAUUUAAAAAUAUAAUACUUAUUUGUAAAAAAAAUAUGAAAAAUUAUAUUGCAUUAUGCUACGGAUCUAUCUCAUUCUUCAUCAACAUUCUCCACAAUAUUUUCCUAAUCUAUCACGUAGAUGUCUUCCUGAAUGUCUACAAAAUCGACAAGACGUCAUUUUGGGUUGGGGAAAUAAUAUUCCUAAUUUGGAAUUCCCUAAAUGAUCCAAUAUUUGGGUGGAUUAGUGAUAGAAAGUAUUUAAGCAAUGACCACGAAAAGAAUAAUAGCUUCAAUAUAAUUGCAAACAGAUUGAAUAAAUUACACAUAAAUGGACCCCUGCUAUCCAUAACAUUUAUAUUCUUUUGGUUAUCAUGGUCAUUUCCUGCCAUACAGUUUGUCGUCUGCCUGUGUUUAUAUGAUGGAUUCUUAACAAUGAUUGAUUUGCAUCAUUCUGCACUACUGGCCGACUUGUCAAUUUCUACUGAAAUUAGGACAAAAUUGAAUAUGCACUGUUCUGUGUUUAGUGCACUGGGGUCAAUGUUUGUGUUCGUGUCAUAUGCUGUUUGGGACAAAGAUAAUUUUUUCCCAUUUCAGAAAUUUUGCUUUCUAGUUGCUAUUAUAGCAUUCUUUGGUUUCUAUGCUAGUGUAAAGUUGAUGAAAAAUGAACUUAAGCAUUCAACUAUUCAUGAAAAAAUAGAUGAAUUAGAUGAAGCAACAACAGCAACAACAACAUUGAUGAGAGACAACAAAGAUGCUAUGAAAUGUUUCAUUAAACAACUUUCAGGGCAGUCCAACUUCCUUUGGUUCACUGCCAUGAACCUUGUUCAAGUCUUUCACUGCCACUUCAAUAGCAACUUCUUUCCAAUGUUCCUAACCGUCUUACUUGGAGAAAAGACUUCGCCAUUUGUCUGCUCAUUACUUCUCGGUGUCUCUUUCAUUGCACCUCACUUGAAUAAUAUCUACUUCCUGAUACUCUGCCGGAAGUACGGGGCAUAUGACGUCAUCAAAUACUUAUUUAUUUUGAAGUUGUCCUUUGCUAUUUUGGUUUUUUUCUGCGGCGGGCAGAACGUCUGGCUGCUGGCGUUCUUCAUCGCUAGUAACAGAAUAUUCACAGAGGGAACUUGCAAACUACUGAACCUUGUAAUCACUGACUUAGUGGACGAGGAUGUAGUAAUAAACCAGAGGAGUAAUUCAGUGUCUGCACUCAUGUUUGGCGUCGUGGCCUUCUUAUCAAAGCCUGGCCAGACCAUGGCGCCUGUCAUAGGCACUGUUCUCCUGUCAACAUUUACAGGUAGAGAUAUAUUCCAAACGAGAACCAACGAAAUGAGAGGAGUAAAAAACAUAGACAUAAUAUCACUAAACCACCAGGUAGACGACAACGGAAACGUACCUAAUAUCGCUCAUAACUCUGAUACCGCUUACACUAAUCAGGAGAAUUCCUAUCAAGAUGGCGUCUUCAAUCUGUUAAUCAUAGUCCCAGUGAUGUGUGCCAUUUUGCAAUUAUUUUUUUGGUUCAAUUUUACCUUGCACGGUAAGAAAUUGUCGCAAAUUAAGACAUUGAGAGCCAGUUUGAAGUUUGUAAGCGUUUGAAAGGCGUGAAA